AGUUUCACUUAGACGUGCGCGCGGCACGGACGGCCGGCCGACAAUAUACUUUCUAUUUGGCAAUUAUUAAAGAUCGCGAACGCGUACGACUUGAUUUAUUUGUUUUAAACGAUUUACGGGUGGUUUUAUAAUCGAUAUACUCAACAAUAUCGAAGGUCAUAUCGAAUGGAUUAUUACAGACAGGAACUCGACAACUCAACCUAGAAGAUUCGUCAAGUUCGUGGUCACAAGAGAUAAGGCACAUUCAACUUCAUGACGGGAAUAAAAGCGGUUCAUUACUAGUGCGCAUAGUGUAAUUACGAGUUAACUUAUCAGAACGAGAAUAGUGAAAGAACCAGUGACAGUUAGUGGUGGGAAGUGGAACAAGUGACAGCGCAAGUGGCACCGUUCGGCACGAUGACGUUAGGCGGUUUGGACGAUACCGGUAAUAACAAUGUUGUACCGUUGCUGCCCAGGAACACGGUACAACUGGAGUUCAAGAAUAUCACGUGCUCUUUGACUACUUUCUCAAUAAAUAAGCUGCGGCUUGAACGAAGACAUAUUCUCAAAGGUGUAGAUGGCAGCUUCAGGCCCGGUGAAUUGACGGCUAUUAUGGGCCCAUCGGGGGCCGGAAAAACUACUCUUCUCAAUAUACUAGCAGGUUACUUAACACGAGGCGCAAAAGGCGAGAUCUCCGUGAACGGCGCGUGCACGUGCGCUUCCAAGUCCGCGGGGCGGGGGGGAGCACGGUACAUACGUCAACAAGACGACUUGCGCGCUCACCUCACGGUCUACGAAUCGAUGAGUCUAGCGGCUGCCCUCAAACUGGCCGACUUUACUGCGCACGAACGCAAGGAGAAAGUGUACGAGAUCCUAGCGUUAUUAGGACUAAGCAGUGCUUCACAAACACUUUGCCGUGAUUUAUCUGGAGGACAAAAGCGAAGGCUGGCUGUGGCACUGGAACUUCUUUCGGAUCCCUCGCUUAUGUUCCUCGACGAACCAACGACGGGCUUGGAUUCAUCUGCAUCUGCUUCAUUGAUCGCUUUGCUGAACAAUUUGGCGCGCGGCGGAAGAACUCUGGUCGCCACCAUUCACCAGCCUUCAGCUUUACUAUUCGAGAAAAUUGACUCCGUCUACUGCCUCUCUGAAGGCAGAACUCUUUACAAAGGUCCUAGAAGACUUUUAUUACCGGCACUGGCGAGUGCCGGACUGAGGUGCCCUCCGUAUCACAACCCUGCGGAUUUCUUGAUGGAAGUUGCAUCAGGAGAAUAUGAAGUGGAUCUGAUUCAGGCUGCCAAGACUAUGGCGCACUACAAACCUGAAUUAACAGCGAACGGCAGCUGGUCAGCACAUGUUCCUACUAUACCAGCUCUACCUAGUCCUAUAGAUAUAACUAGCCAGUUAAAAUCAAAGAACCUCUUAGAAAAUUCUAAAUACCAGCAAAAACAUUCUAAAACCAUGUACAGACAGUCGGGUUUACUCCGACAAACGUGGAUUCUGCUUUACAGGAACUAUUUGAUGACAACAAGAAAUUAUUCUUUGUUUAUGUAUCGAGUAGCUGCUCACGUGGUGAUAGCUUUAAUAUUUGGAUACUUAUACUCGGGAGUGGGAAGUGAAGCCAGCACCGUACUCGGCAACUAUGUUUACUUGUAUGGAUCAAUGCUACUUGUUGUGUACACAGGAAAGAUGUCUGUUACAUUGUCAUUUCCGCUAGAAAUGGAUAUUCUGAAAGGCGAAUAUUUUAAUCGAUGGUACAGAUUGGGACCAUACAUAAUAUCGAUUUUAGCAGUUGAACUACCAUUUCAGAUGAUUUCCUGCGUAUCUUACGUUGUGCUCUCGUACUGGCUAACUGACAAUCCACUGGAACCAACGAGAGCGACCUUAUUCUUGGCUACUAUUGUUGCCACGUCCCUCUGUGCUCAAGCUUGGGGAUACUUCAUUGGAUCUACUACUCCUACGAAGAUUGCUGUAUUCUUGGGUCCAGUGGUGGCAUGUUUAUUCUCCGUUUUCGGUUUCUGCCUGGCGCUAUCUGAUACACCGUACCCGUUCCGAUGGCUGCAUCACAUUUCAUACUUCAGGGCCGGUUUCCACGUGGCAGUUCAUUCGGUAUACGGAUUCAACAGAACGAAGAUACAUUGCUCUAAAAUGUAUUGCCACUACAUUACACCUCAAAAGUUCCUAGUUGAAAUGGAUAUGGCUGAGAUUGAUGUCGGAAGCAACAUGGCUUUAGUUCUCUCAAUCACAGUUGUGAUGCAUCUUCUCACAUGCGCUGCGCUAUGGUACCGACUGAAUAAAAGAUGAUCAUAAGCUUCUAGAAGACAAGCUGAAUAUGCAGGAGGCUAAUAAUAAUGUACUUUAGCACAUACAUAUCUGAAUUAGUUAAAUUCUAGAACUUAUUAGAUCGACCAUUUCGAGAGAGUUAUUGACAUAAUAUUAGGUUAGGAAUUUUAACUCGAAUAAACAGAUCUCGAUAUUAUUUAAGAGUAUGAUAGUAAACACUUUUUCAAUUUUGGGGUAUCAUUAUGAGAGGUAUAAUAAUUUAAUAUACACACAAUAUGUCAAAUUUCCAUAGAUUUUGACAUCUUCCCUCAAUGUAUUAAGGUUUAAAAUAAAGUAUGGUAAUCUAUCAGUUUUGUGUAAAUCUGACGUGCUAUUGAUUGCACCUCAAACAAAAGUGCGUACGUUAAAUUAAAAUAUCUAACAAUUGUCAUCAGAUUUUAAGUUAAAGUCGAUUUAAAAAAACGAAACUUUUGAUUUCAUUAAUUUUGAAAUUUAUUUACAUUACAUACCUCAUGAUUUAAUGUUUAAAAGUUCCUUUAAAUCAUUAUACUGUAGAUAAUUUAGUAUCAUGUGUAGAUAAAAUUUAAAAAUAUGCAUCUUGUAUAUUACAUUUGGCUAUAAUUAAAAACAAGCUGAUCAAACUAUACAAGAAUCUAUUAAAAAUUUUCUAAAGGCCAAUCAUGGUAGUCUAAUAACGUAAAACUUUUUACACUUUUUGUUUAUAACACUGGCGGUUUCGUAAGCGAUUAUUAUUUCUUUGACUUAUUAUUUAUAAAAGUAUGACUGACAACUUUAUUUAUUUAAUUCUGCUGAGACCGCAAAUAUAUUCGACCAUAUUUUUAUCAAUGGUGUUUUGCCAUAAAACAUUAAAAAUCUAGGCAAAUUUAGAACGGUUAUACAAAAAUGAAAACCCAUAUUAGAAAAAGGCUAUUGCUAGAAUUGUAUUCUUUCUUAGUAUACAUAUAUAAAUCGUUUAAUAACUAUGCGAUUAUAAACUAGGGAUAGUUUUAGACAUAAGUAUAUUUAAUUCCUCGUUAGCUAGUAUUAUAUUUAACUUUGUAAGAAAAGUGAUAACUGUACUUAAUGGAUAGUUUAACGACACUUAUUGAUAUUUUGUUAGGUUCCAAUUAAUUUAAAGAAACUGCGUGUAUAUUAUGCUUUGGUUCCCAUAAAUUAUAGUUUAUAACGUAAAAUGAUUUAGCAGGGGAAUUAACCUAUCUUUUAUUGUCUUACUGGAAGGGAAUCUUGAUAGUUCUUUCGUAAGAUCACAAAAAUCUGUAAAGUUGGUAUUUACAAAAAAUAUAAAAUAAGAUUGAACCAAAAAACAUCUUAUUUUUAGAUUCUUAUUAAAUAAUUAUAAAACAUUAUUAGAAGAAAAUUUAUGUCCUAGUACUUUUAGAAUCAAUUAAAUAGUGUUUUUGUAUUUGUUAAUGGUGAAAUUAUACUGCUUAUUUAAUAAACCAAUUUUAUAUAUAAUUCUAAAGCUUGAAUAUUAAUUUUUAUACUUAGAUGAUUCAUAUCACCAUUCAACAAACAACAUUUGUGUAAUAAAAGAUCUUUUUUAUUAAUCGUAUUCAUAUUAAAUUAUGCUUGUUUAGACAGUUAUUUCUUUGUUUUUAAUUUAAAAGAUGUUAUUUACAAUGUUAACCUAUUUAUUCAAUCUGUUUUAUAUGACAAAGUAAAAGCUAAAUUUCUUAUUUGACUAUAUUUCUUGAUUUAUAUAAAGGUAAAAAGAGUUUUACCAAAAUAAAGUUGGUAAAAUUUAAAAGUGUAUGAAGUUUAUUUGUUAUUAUAUUUAUUGUUAAUAAAUACCAAUAAAUAACUUAAAAUUAUU
Messenger RNA from Diatraea saccharalis (sugarcane borer), 4093 nucleotides. Lineage: Eukaryota; Metazoa; Arthropoda; Insecta; Lepidoptera; Crambidae. The record is from the annotation of a GenBank genome assembly.